AUGGGAGAAAGGAAUAAACAACAAGUUCACAGUAAACAAGCAUACUUUUUUGUGAUCUGUGUAUGCAGUAAAUCAUUCAAUCUUACAGAACUGUAUUUUUGUAAUGGUUGUCAAAAGUUAAACUGCAAGCAUUGUGUAACUGAACAAAUUGAUUGUUAUUAUUGCCCAAAUUGUUUAGAUCAUGUAUCAGUAGCUGAAGCAAGUCAAAAUGGAAAUAGAUGUAAAAAGUGUUAUGAUUGUCCAUUAUGUUUUAGUGUAUUGGCAUUACAACAACAACAAUCAACGACUGAAGGAGGUACAUCAUCAUUAUUUUUAUAUUGUAAUUUUUGUAAAUGGAAUUCAUUUGGAAUGGAUAAUUCAAAGUAUGAUACAUUGUCUAUACUGUCGGGUGGUACAAAGGGAAAGGAACUCAGUCCGAUGCAAUUAGAGGCCAACAAGGUAUUGGAUGUUUUGCAAAAGGAAGCUGCAGACAUUGCAUCGAGUAAAGAUUCUCGUACAUUGACUCGACUCAAAUUGGCACAAGCAAUGAGACAGUUAUUCUCUCCUACCAAUGCUGGUGGAAGUGGAAGUGGUGGUAGUGGUAGCGGCGGAGGAGGAGGAUCAGGAUAUUCUCUCAACUCUUCUGCACUAGGUUAUUCAUCAUCACUUGCAAAUAAUUUUAUUCGUGAUGAACGUUGGAACAAGAAUAGAUCAGUUGCUUCACCUCAACCAUCCAAUCCACUUUUACCAUCUCCUUCUUCCUCUUCAUCAUCUGCUUCAUCUACUUCUUCUUCAUCUUCUACUUCUAAUCAUUUAUUAUCAAAGAUGGCAAUUAAAAAAAGAAUUAAUCCAAUUGGACAUCAAGAAGUUGAUCAAAUGAUGCAGGGUAGAGUUGAAGCAAGACAAUUCCAACCGAUAGUAUCAGAUGAUGUCAAACAAGAUAUGGAAGAGGUGGAUGCAUUGUUGGCAAUCGAUAAUGCCAACAAGAUCAAUGGUCUCGGACAGAGAUUUGCCAACCAGCAGCAGGGACCAUUGCUCAGCAACGCCAAGCAGGAGCAACUGGCACCACAACACAAGCAACUGCUCACCAGACGGUCAAAACGUUGUCGUCGAUGCGAUAAACUGCUUGCCAAGCCAGACAUUAAUCCGGCCAAGACCGAAUUCAAGAGACAGCAUUUUGCCUUUUCCUAUGUGCCACGUGUAGUAGUGUCACGUGCCAUUUGGUUGGAAAAAGAUGUCUGCAAUGUACAAAUUCAAUUCACAAACCCACUUCACUCUUAUUUGUUUAUCUGCUUUUUCAAGCAGGUAAAGGACUCCGACAACACCCUUCAAAUCUAUGGUUCCAAAGACGAUAAUGCCAUCCCCAUUGAAAUGCUCACUGAAACCUAUAUUGGUGGUAUUUUGGAUGAAACCGACGACAAGGACAACCAAGCACUCCAACAAUUAAAAGAUGCAGAGAUAUCGAUGCAUUCUCGAUUUGUCAUUGAUCGAAAGGAUAACAAGGUGACACUUGGCUUUUUGGUUCGUGUCUCCAAAGAUGACGCACCUACUUUAGACAAUGAUGAAAUUCGUUCACGAUUGGCUACACCCUCGACACCAACCAAAAAACAAGAUCUACCAAAAUACGAAUCAUCAGUAACCAAUGUCAAAUUUACUUUGGCUCUUUCAUUUAGUUCAAAUAGUUCUAUUCUAAAUAAUCUAGUCGUACCACAACCAACUUCUCCAUCAUCCACUUCUUCACUCAUUCAUAUAUUAUUUGAUAUUCCAGUCCAAGAAUUUGAUAAUACAAAACACCGUCCUAUUUAA
Messenger RNA from Cavenderia fasciculata, 1785 nucleotides. It is a transcript of the gene dynD, whose product is annotated as dynactin 62 kDa subunit. The record is from RefSeq and is a predicted model, not a curated record. Gene Ontology annotation, cellular component: dynactin complex. Lineage: Eukaryota; Evosea; Eumycetozoa; Acytosteliales; Cavenderiaceae. Bases 1 to 1785 code for a protein of 594 amino acids. The transcript has 4 exons.